AUGUCUACCUACAAAGCUUCAAAGAUUCCAACAACCGCAUUCCAUGACCAGAAACCUGGAACAUCAGGUCUUCGUAAGAAGGUUUCAGUGUUUAAGCAACCAAACUAUACAGAAAACUUCAUCCAAGCAAUCUUGGAGGCAAUUCCUGAAGGUGUUCAAGAUAGUACUUUAGUCAUUGGUGGUGAUGGUCGUUACUAUAAUGAUCAUGUCAUCCAAUUGAUUGCCAAGAUCGGUGCUGCCAAUGGUGUCAAGAAGUUAAUCAUUGGUCAAGAUGGUAUAUUGUCCACUCCGGCAACUUCUCAUGUUAUUAGAACCCACCCUGAAAAGAUCACGGGUGGGAUUAUCUUGACUGCUUCUCAUAAUCCAGGUGGUCCACAAAAUGAUUUGGGUAUCAAGUAUAAUUUGGCUAAUGGUGGUCCGGCUCCUGAAAGUGUUACAAAUAAGAUCUUUGCAAGAUCAUUGGAAUUGGAAAAUUAUUAUAUCGUGGAGGAUUUACCAACAGUGGAUUUAUCAAAAUUGGGUGAAUCUAGCUAUGGUUCACUAGUUGUUGAGAUCAUUGAUAGUACUAAAUCUUAUGUUGAAUUUUUAAAACAAAUUUUUGAUUUUGAAUUGAUUAAAAAAUUUAUUAAAGAUCAACAACCAAAAGGUUUCAAAGUUUUAUUCGAUGCCCUAAAUGGUGUUACUGGUCCUUAUGGUGAAAAAAUCUUUAUUGAAGAAUUGGGAUUACCUUUAGAUUCCAUUCAAAAUUAUCAUCCAAAACCGGAUUUUGGUGGAUUACAUCCAGAUCCUAAUUUAACUUAUGCUAAAACUCUUGUUGAUAGAGUUGACAAAGAACAAAUCGCUUUUGGUGCAGCCUCAGAUGGUGAUGGUGAUAGAAAUAUGAUUUAUGGUGCAGGUCCUGCUUUUGUUUCCCCUGGUGAUUCCGUCGCAAUCAUUGCUGAAUAUGCUGAUUAUAUCCCAUAUUUUAAAAAACAAGGUGUUUAUGGGUUAGCAAGAUCAAUGCCAACUUCUGGUGCUUUGGAUUUAGUUGCUAAGGAUAAAGGUUUAGAAAUUUAUGAAGUUCCAACUGGUUGGAAAUUUUUUUGUGCUUUAUUUGAUGCUAAAAAAUUAUCAAUCUGUGGUGAAGAAAGUUUUGGUACCGGUUCAAAUCAUGUUAGAGAAAAAGAUGGUAUUUGGGCAAUCGUUGCUUGGUUAAAUGUGCUAGCUGCUUAUUAUGAAUUACAUCCAAAUGAUGAAGUUUCAAUAAAGAUUGUUCAAGAUAAAUUUUGGGAAAAAUAUGGUCGUAUCUUUUUCACAAGAUUUGAUUUUGAAAAUGUUGAUAGUGAUGCUGCAAAUACACUAGUUAAAAAAUUUGGUGAGUUUGCAAAUGAUUCAAAAUCUUUAGGUUCUGAAAUUUUCCAAGGUGUUACCGUUGUUGAUACUGGUGAUUUUAGUUAUACUGAUUUAGAUGGUUCAGUUUCUAAAAAUCAAGGGCUUUAUGCUAAAUUAUCAAAUGGCCUAAGAUUUAUUGUUAGAUUGUCAGGUACUGGAUCUUCAGGUGCUACAAUUAGAUUAUAUUUGGAGAAAUAUUCAAAUGAUUCAAAAACUUAUUCAAAACAAGCUACUGAAUUUUUACAAAAAGAUAUUGAACAAGUUUUAGAAUUUUUGAAAUUCAAAGAAAUCUUGGGUAAAGAUAAACCAGAUGUUAUCACUUGA
This is a messenger RNA of Hansenula anomala, 1695 nucleotides long. RefSeq lists its product as uncharacterized. The transcript has a single exon. The record is from RefSeq and is a predicted model, not a curated record. Gene Ontology annotation, biological process: carbohydrate metabolic process. Gene Ontology annotation, cellular component: cytosol. Gene Ontology annotation, molecular function: phosphoglucomutase activity; magnesium ion binding. The coding region runs from base 1 to 1695 and encodes 564 amino acids. Lineage: Eukaryota; Fungi; Ascomycota; Saccharomycetes; Phaffomycetales; Wickerhamomycetaceae.